GGGGAGAAGAGUGGAGAUCGCGUCUGCGACUUGCUCAUUGGCAACGCUUUCGCAUUUCUCUCUCUCCCUUUUUUUUUUUUUCUUGGAUAUAAAAAGUUUUUCUUGGAUAUAAAAGGCCGAAAACCACUUCCUUGGUUUCGGUGCUUGGGGAAGACGAAGUCGGGAGAAAAUAAUUAAAAAGGGGGAGUUCAGAGAGGUCGAGGAGGACCGCUCGAUUCCUCGCUCGGGUCGUUGGUGAUGGUGAGUGGAGUACCGCAGAGGCUUGGAGGAGGCGGAGGAGAGACGUGAAAGAAACCGCCUUCUCGGGUUCUUUCCAUAGGUUUUUCAGAAGAUUUCGUGCUUUUCUUUCUUUGUUUCCGAACGGAUUUUGGUGUUUGAGCUGGGACAAACGGGCGAAUUUGGGUUAAAAAUCGAAGCGUGGGAGGUUUGACCCCAGUUUUUGAUGAGAUAUCGAGUUUGUUCAAGCUCGGGUAAUGGCGAAGAGGCGGAAGCGUGGCGGUUCAGUUGAACUGGAGCUUCUGCUGUCGUGUUGAUCUGGUUUUGAUUCCAAUAGCUUGGGUUCGAAGAGCUACAGCUCAAGAUCUCUUGGGAAAUCCUUAAAAAAAUUAAAACUCUGUUUGCUUUCUGAGGCGGACGAGUUCUGGGAGUCGGAGUCGACGAAGGGGAUAAAAAGGGUCGGGACAGGGGUCUUGCGGCCAGAUCCGGUGGAGAGAGAAGGGGAGGUAGAGGAGAAGGAGAGCAAAGGAUGAUGUUCGGGUCACCUCCGACGGCGGCGGCGAAGGAUCUCAACGCCCCGUACCUACCGGUAGCAGCGGCUUUCAACCACAGGAAAGAGGAGUCCGAUAUCCUCCACGGCCACCACCACCACCAGCAGCAGCAGCAGCAGAUGAGCUCCAGCUUGCUCCGGUACCGAUCGGCUCCGAGCUCGCUGUUUGGGGAGGUCUGCGAGGACUUCCUCCCGGUGAGACCCUCCAGCCUCGAGACGGAGACCAUGUUCGCCCGGCUCCUGGCGCCGGAUCCCCGGGACGAGAUCCAGGACAAACCGGCCUCUGCGGCCGGCGGCCAGAGGAGUCCCCACUUCACCCCGUCGGCACCAUCCGUGGCGAUGGAGCACGGCGGAGCGGAGGAGCUCGCGGGCCAGCAGAACGCCGGGUUCUCUGCUUCCCAGUUGCUGUAUCACUCGCAGCAGCAGCAGCAGCAAUUGCCGAGUCCCAACUCGGUCGAGAGCUCAUACCGGGUGGUGAGCUCGAUGGCCAUGGAGGCGGAGCAGAUGAAGACCGCUGCCGGAGCCACCGUUGGCGGCGGUGGCGGGCACUGCUCCAAUCUCAUUCGGCACAGUAGCUCCCCCGCGGGCCUUUUCUCUCACUUGCAUGUAGAAAACGGCUAUGCGAUGAUGAGAGGCAUGACGGGUUUCAGGAAUGGGAAUGGCUCCAUGGGGGAUGGCACAAAUCGACUGAAGGGUCAGAUAAGCUUCUCUUCAAGGCAAAACUCCUCGCCCGGGCUCAUGUCUCAAAUCUCUGAGAUAGGGAGCGAGGGCAUGGGGGGACGUAGCCCAGAAGAGAGUAACUUGGGAGUCGGCAAUGGUGGCGGCCGGGGUUACAUACCAGGCUUUCCGGUUGCCUCCUGGGAUGACUCCCCCCUGCUCUCCGAUAGCUACUCGGGGCUUAAAAGAGCCAGAGAGGCCGAGGGGAAGCUAAUUGCUGGUCUCGACCAAUCGAACCCUCAGAAUGAAGAGAUCAGGAACCAUGUAUCAGGUCUCACCCAUCAUUUUAGCUUGCCAAAGACCUCCUCGGAGAUGGCUGCAAUCGAAAAAUUUAUACAGUUCCAGGAUGCUGUCCCUUGCAAGAUCCGAGCCAAAAGGGGCUGCGCCACUCACCCACGAAGCAUUGCCGAGAGGGUGAGGAGGACUAGAAUUAGUGAAAGAAUGAGGAAACUACAAGAGCUUGUUCCCAACAUGGAUAAGCAAACCAACACUGCUGACAUGUUAGAUUUGGCUGUCGACUACAUCAAAGACCUCCAGAAACAAGUCAAGGCACUAUCGGAGAGCCGGGCGAGCUGCACCUGUUCUGCUAGCAAGCAGAAGCCAUACCCGAACCCGGCUGUGUGAACCUGGUGUAUGGAAAAGCAAAGAUGCUGGAGGGAGGUGAUCUUAGAACCGGAGAUGUCUCAUUAGGGAUGAGCUUUUUACCAGUGGGAGAAGGCCCCGAUGAAGCAGACACGGAGGAGGAGGGGAAUGUAUAGCUAUCACUAUUAGAAAGUCAUAUAGCUGCCGUGUUAUGUAUGUAUAUUUACUCUGUUCUAAUUAAUUAGAUCUCAUCGAUACCACGAAGGAGUUUGCUAAAUUAGUUCAAA
Molecule: messenger RNA, 2352 nt
Organism: Elaeis guineensis (African oil palm)
Lineage: Eukaryota; Viridiplantae; Streptophyta; Magnoliopsida; Arecales; Arecaceae
Biological process (GO): regulation of transcription by RNA polymerase II
Cellular component (GO): nucleus
Molecular function (GO): protein dimerization activity; RNA polymerase II cis-regulatory region sequence-specific DNA binding; DNA-binding transcription factor activity, RNA polymerase II-specific
Source: RefSeq, a predicted model, not a curated record